Messenger RNA from Puntigrus tetrazona (Sumatra barb), 2245 nucleotides. It is a transcript of the gene hdgfl3, whose product is annotated as HDGF like 3. The coding region runs from base 803 to 1411 and encodes 202 amino acids. The record is from RefSeq and is a predicted model, not a curated record. Gene Ontology annotation, cellular component: nucleus. Gene Ontology annotation, biological process: regulation of transcription by RNA polymerase II. The transcript has 6 exons. Lineage: Eukaryota; Metazoa; Chordata; Actinopteri; Cypriniformes; Cyprinidae. Gene Ontology annotation, molecular function: double-stranded DNA binding; transcription coregulator activity.
GAGUAAGCCUUUAAUUCAGGAGGCCACAGCUGUGUCAAAAGUCUACAAGAUAAGAUGUUUAUAAAAACAUAUAAAAAUUAACCUGUUAUAUAUACUGUAUAUAUAUAUGCUGUCAUUAACUAAAUGAUACAGAAUUGUUUGUUUGUACUUUUUCCUCCAGGUCUCCUUGAAAACAACUGUACGCCCUAAAUUUUUCAGAAUUCAGUGAAUUGAAAACACAACACAUCGCUCCCAUCUGAAGCAUUUUUUGUCAAGUAUUGUGGUCAAUAUGAGGGUUCGUUCACUCAGUAAAGCACAUGCACACUUACAGACUCUCAAUCUUUAAUGAUUCUUCACAGCUGUGCACACCAGCCUCUGUUUCUCUUGAUGAGAGCAUCUGUAACCUUCCAACCUGCUUUAUUUAACCCUUUUUAGAUGCAAAAGUCCUGUUAUAGAAGAGCUUGGGAGCCUGUCAGAAAGAAACUGUCGGCUUAAAUUUCCCCUUUUCUUUCCCCUUUAAAAAAAAUACACUGAUGCUGAACUGAAGCACGUGCCGUGUGUGUUUGUCUGCAACAAAAUGACAGAAUAAAAGUAAGAAAUAAAACGUUCCCUAAAAAUUGCACGGCGAAAGGACAGGUCUGUAGUGAGUGUUUCAAGAGGAAGAAGACGAGGGAAGAGGUGUUUCUCCAGGCCCUUUCUCCUCUUUCAUUAUUUAUUUCCUUAUUAACUGCGAUCAAAACAUUGAUGGUCGAUCAUCCGUCGCUGAGCUCGACGCCCGCGGAAUAUCGUGCAGUGUUUCUCGUCGGUGAGCGUGUGUGUCGUGAUGGCUCGCCCACGGCCCCGGGAAUAUAAAGCUGGAGACCUGGUUUUCGCCAAGAUGAAGGGAUACCCGCACUGGCCGGCGAGGAUCGACGAGCUGCCAGAGGGAGCUGUGAAGCCGCCAGCUAAUAAAUACCCUAUCUUCUUCUUUGGUACCCAUGAGACUGCCUUUCUGGGCCCUAAAGACCUGCUACCCUACAAGGAAUACAAAGACAAGUUUGGCAAGUCGAACAAGAGGAAAGGGUUUAAUGAAGGCCUGUGGGAGAUUGAAAACAACCCUGGCGUCAAAUUCACUGGUUUCCAGGUGAUGCAACAGCAGAGCUCGUCUGAGACAGAGGGAGAAGGAGGAAACGUGGGUGACGGCAGCAGCGAGGAGGAGGAGGAGGAGGAGGGCAAGAUGAAGAGCGACAAGGUUGGAUCCAAGCGAAAAAAAAGCGCAUCCUCAAAGAUGUCCUCCAAGCUGUCCAGGAAGGGUUCGGAUGAAGAUCUGGAGAAGGAUGGCAAAGACGAGCAGAAGAGCGGAUCAGAGGCUGGUGACCAUGACAACAACAUCCAGAACUCAUCAGACAAGACGUGCAGUCAAGGGAAUCUGUCGCUCCGGGAGGAUCACUAGACGACCGUCGGACACCAGCUUGAGACGCUGAUAUGUGAUAUUGUAAAUGCAUCUUAUUACGCCGAUCGCUUGCAAACUCCCACACAUUAUUAUCCGGUUGAGUCACACACACAUAGAGUCCAGGAGCCCCUCGUUCCUCUCUGCUGUUUGAUUUAGAGUUUAGCUUCAGACGUUCAGAUCUCUCAGUCAUUCCUCUCCUGACGCGCUACAGAUUUUUUUUCUUUCACAAUGAACAAACACAUUGUAGGUCAGACGUUCAUCUUCACGCUUUUAUGUAAUCAGAGAACAAGAGUGGAAACCAUAGAAUCCGUAUGAAGUGUUGUGCACAGAGUCGCUGUAACUCCAUUUAUCUCUGUACGUUUGAUUUGGGUGUAGAUUCUAGGAGCUCUGUACUAUUAUCCUGAUGCUAGAGGUACUGCUCAUCUUUUUAAGACGUGAAAUAUCCGUUCGUGUGUCGGUGGGUUGGUUGUUUUCUAGCCUUUCUAGUGGCAUGCCUGCUUCUGUUUCCAUUCCGUAGCUCCGUUCCGUUCUGAUGAUGUUCUGUCUGUUUGGUCAGACGGCGCCGAUCCCGUCUUCUUCCCGACGGAAAAUGUGCCCUUGAUUUGUUAGCUUUUUAUUUCUUAUCUUUGUUUAUAUAAAGAAUAUAUUCUAUUUAUUUUUGAUGAUAGUAGAUGACACAUCUGUGGUAAAUUCGCACUCACCAAUGUGCUUUUCAUUUCGUUCCAAUUUUUAUUGCCCUCACACAUGUUGCGUUUUUGAAGUUUGUAGCUACAUGUAAACUGUUUUUCCUGUUUAUUGAAAAGAAUUUUACAGAAUAAACUCAUUGGAAUGCAA